Messenger RNA from Anisakis simplex (herring worm), 1836 nucleotides. Lineage: Eukaryota; Metazoa; Nematoda; Chromadorea; Rhabditida; Anisakidae. The record is from the annotation of a GenBank genome assembly.
AUGGAACGUUUAAGAAAGAAGAAGAAAGAAGAGGAAGAAGCAGCUUUAUCGAAGGCGUAUGAGCAGUUUCGAGAGACGUUCGAAGAAGGAGGUACAGUUGCGGUUGGCAAAUCGUUUAUACGUGGCGCUGUUGUGAAUGCAAAUCGGGUAGUACAAGAGUCGAAUGGGGGUAGCUCAUCGUCAAUCUACAAACCGAAAGUGGAGUUAACAAAGAGAACAACUUCGGGAAGUUCAUUCGAACAAGCGAAGAAGAUUGCCGAAGAGAAGGCUCGUAAGAUGAUGGAGGAUGCGACUCGUAAAAGUGCGAGUGCAACGACGAGCAGCACCAUCCAACAGCGACCACCUCGACCUGGUAAAACACAACAAAAGAGUCGAACGAGUAACUUAGAAGCCUUUAAAGAGGAGUUGAAAAAUCUGCAAGAACAACGUCAGCAACGGCGUACGUUACGUAAUCAAAUGGAACAGAUGGGUGUGGAGAAAGAGGCGUUGGAUCGUAUAGCGCCAUUAAUUGAUAAUCCAUAUUUGCAUGGGACUGGUGAAUAUGAUAAUGAUCCGAAUACCACUAACAUCUACUUGUCGAAUCUGUCGCUUGAGAUAAAAAUAGAGGAUUUGUACGAGACGUUCGGUACGUUCGGUCCGUUGGCAUCAGCGAAGAUUUUAUUUCCGAGAGAGGACGAUCGCAAAAGAGAACGUCUUUGUGGAUUUAUUGCAUUCAUGGCACGUAAGGAUACAGAUCGUGCGAUGGCUGCGAUGCAAGGAAGAAUCAUCAAAGGAUCUCCGUUGCGUUUGUCACUCGCUAAACCUGUUAAUAUACCUGCUCAGCCAAUCUAUAUACCACCUAAACUGAUAGAACUGGCAAUGCCCGAUCCACCAACAGGUUUACCGUUCAAUGCAAAACCACGUCCCGAUGAUCUGGAUGCACUUCUCGAGAAAUGCCCUCUGCCGCGUCUCGGAGGUAUUAUGCCUGAGUCGGGACGUGGUAAAGAAGAAUACGACAAGGUACCUACCUCUACAUAUGCUCGAGUCUUUGAUCAUUUCUCAUCAACAGUCUUUAUUUAUUCUUAUAGAAACAUCAAUCCAUUCCACCAAAACAGACGCAUAAUUGAUGCAGUGUUGUUUUUGAGUGCUGAGAUUGCUUUAGCCAUGAUCAGGAACGCUGUGGUACGAGUAGUGGUCCCUACAGAAAGGUACUUGAAUGAUGACUCUUUCUACCGUUACGUUCGUUCAUUCGAUCUUGCUUUUCGAUUUUUAUUCGAUAACCAUCAUCCAGCACAUGUUUAUUAUCGUUGGAAAUUAUAUUCAAUGUUGCAAGGUGAUAGUCCACAAUCGUGGCGUUUGAAACGAUUUCGAAUGUUUGAUGAAGGCAGUUGGUGGGAACCACCUCCAUUGAACGUUCUCUCGGAAAUGCCUGAAUGUCUUUAUCAUACUGCUUAUACUGGUUCUGAGGGUUUAGCACGCGACACGGAACUCAAUAAGACAUAUGAGUCAAUAGAAGGACGUUUAAAAGCUGAACAGUUCAAGCAGCGGGUUAUGUUAUGCUUCCGUACUUGGGAAGAUAAUUCGUUAUAUCCAACUGAUUUUCUCAUUCAACUGCAAAAUAUAUUCCUUGGUUUGGUGGAUAAAGACGAACCAAACAAUCCAUCAGAAGAAGACAUUGAUGGUGCUCCACUGGAAGAGGAUUCAGAUGGUAGUAGAGUAGUGAUGAAGAACGAAACGAUAUUCGAGGAGGAUAUCGAUGGCGCGCCGAUUGAAGAGGACCCUUCAUCCGCUCAAACAACGUCAGCUAUCAAGAAGGCUGCCUUCAAAACAAGUCAAUGGAAUACGGUUUGUUUUUAU